This is a messenger RNA of Prorocentrum cordatum, 1512 nucleotides long. The record is from the annotation of a GenBank genome assembly. NCBI's taxonomy places the organism in Eukaryota, Dinophyceae, Prorocentrales, Prorocentraceae.
GGUGCUCGGGUGCGCCAGCGAGUGCCGUGCGCGUUUGCACCAUGCGCGGCUACAUGCUGGCCCUGUGCGCGAGCGCGUUCCUGGACGCCGCGGACGGCACGUACUUCGGGUGUUUUUCGGUCGUUCGAGACGGACCUCGGCUUCCACCUCAAAGAGUUCGCGCUUAUGCAGGCCUUGAUGAGCGGCUCUGGGCUGAUAUUCAAUCCCAUGUGGGCGAUUAUUGUAGACCACCAAUUGCUUGGUGUGAACGGAGUCAUGGCCAUUACUUCACUUGGCUGGGGCGUCACCACCCUGGUCCUGGGAGUUUUUGCUCAUAGCAUCGGCGGGGUGAUCAGCCUGCGAUUUGUGAACGUGAUGUUCCUCUGCAGCGGAAUGCCCGUGGGACAGCACAUCGUCAGCAGUCUGAUUCCGCCAGGAAGGCGUGGCACCGCGUUCAGCGUCAUUGGCGUCUGCGGUUCGGUUGGCGUCGUCGCGAGUACGAAGUUGUCCACCACGGUUUCCGAGCUCCGCAUAUUUGGCAUGAUUGGUUGGCGUUUUGGGCUUGUCACCAUCGGUGUGGCGAGCGUACUGUUUUCAAUGUUUAUCCCGUGUUGUUUGCGGCACGAUGCCGCGGACCAGAAGUCAUCCAGACCAGAAGGCGAAGGCGUCUUGGCGGAGGUGAGGCAGAACCUUCGAGAUUUCAGUCGCAUCCGAAGCUUCUGGGACAUCGCCUUGUUUUGCAGCAUGUACCAGGUGAGCUUACAGGCGAUGAUGUACUCGGCCAUGUGGCUCCAGUACCGAGGGCUGUCCAACGCGCAGGUCGGGACUCUGAUUGCGUGGGAUUCUACUGGCGUUACCAUGGGCCACUGGGCAUUCGGCGCCCUCAGCGACGUCGUCGCGAAGCGGUAUUCGCUGCGAGGCCGCUUGUUGCUUGGGCAGGUGUGUUGCGGGUCCAUCGUGCCGCUGUCGUUGAUUUUGUUUGGGAUGGCACCAAGCGCGUCGGGCUCGGCCGCGACCGCUGGAGUCUUGUUUUUUACCCUCGGCUUCUUCGAAGGUGGAUGGAGUGUGGGGGUGAAUCGUGUAGUCUUAACGAUGGUGGUCCCAAAGAGCCAGGCUUCUUCGCUGAUGGCAUGGAAGAGCGUGCUCGAGCAGCUGUGCGGGAUGCUCAUUGUGCCAGUGUUGGUGGGGCUGUCUGCAUGGAGACACGGUUACGAGUCCUCGGAUCUGCCAGCCUCACAGACGCCACCAGCGCACAUGGCGAAAAACGCCACCGCGCUGUCCAGCAUGCUCAGAGAGUGUGUUGCGUUGUCGCACGUCGGCAUGUUUCUUGUAUAUUUCGUCAUGCACUGGCACCUCGAGAAGGACAUUGACGACCUCGACGCAAGGGAGAGCGUCCCCGUAACUGAUGCCAAGAAGGCUGAAUACCGUUUCGCGGCAAUCGGCGCGGCGACAGCUUGGUCAGACAGUCCAGCCCCCCAGUCCGUUGCAGGAGGCACGUGCAGCAAGGACCGCGAGGGUUGUGUCGAGGAUUAG